Molecule: messenger RNA, 4692 nt
Organism: Sceloporus undulatus (fence lizard)
Lineage: Eukaryota; Metazoa; Chordata; Lepidosauria; Squamata; Phrynosomatidae
Gene: NFYA
Product: nuclear transcription factor Y subunit alpha
Exons: 10
Coding region: 834-1868 (344 amino acids)
Biological process (GO): regulation of transcription by RNA polymerase II
Cellular component (GO): CCAAT-binding factor complex
Molecular function (GO): DNA-binding transcription factor activity, RNA polymerase II-specific; RNA polymerase II cis-regulatory region sequence-specific DNA binding
Source: RefSeq, a predicted model, not a curated record
CAGGGCAGUUAAAGCAGUCUCAAACUGGAUUAUUUCUGCAGUGUGUUUUGAACCACUGAUAGGCUGGGAAGGGAAGGCUUUGGAGUCAUCUGUUUCUCCUCACCGCGAAGGACAGAUCUCUGAAGUGCUUGUUCAAUCCAAGUCUCAUUUAAAGAUAAAAGAACCAUGAAGGGAUCUUGAAGUUGCUUGCAGUAAACACCUGGACAGCUGACUCAGCAGGCAUACUGCUCUGCUCUCACAAGAUGCUUAAAUUAUUACUUUAGAUAUUAAUUUAUUAAAUCUAAAUUCUGUGUAAUUAUUAAAAUCAUUUCCCAUUUUGCACUGUACAGUAUAUAGAAAUUAGCACAUACCAUUUUGUGAAAAUCUGUCCUCUUUACUGUGGUGUAAAUGGUCACUGCGCUUCUCACUCCUGUGCCAGAAUGCCUCCCCUCUGCCUUUAUUGACAGAACUCCAGCAUCAGAGGAGCAAGGGCAAUGCAAGUUUCCUUCCACUCUUGGUGAUGAGACACUAUGGCCUUUUGAAUGCUGUUUCAGGUACCAUAGAUUUGCAUCCUCAGUAAAGGUGUAAUGCAAAAUAUUGAGGAAUUGCAUGGCAUCUUAAAAACUAAAAAUGUUGUUCGUUUAAGUAAUGAAGUGUUUUGUUUUAAGUAUAAUGAACCAAUUCAGGUACUGGCAGAAGAACUUUGGUUCCUUGUGAGAUAUGAUCUGAAGUUUGGGAAAGACUGCUGUUCUUCUGUAAAAUCCUCAGGACGAUCUACACAUGCACUCUAAAGGCCCUUUGAAAGCUUAUCUCAUGGUUUCCAUUUGAGGAGAGAGGACUGGAUUUAGAAAACCAUGGAGCAGUACACAACAAACAGCAAUAGCUCAACAGAACAGAUAGUUGUGCAAGCUGGACAAAUUCAGCAACAGCAGCAGGGCGGUGUCACUGCUGUCCAGUUACAGACUGAGGCUCAGGUGGCAUCUGCCUCAGGCCAGCAAGUCCAGACCCUCCAGGUAGUACAGGGUCAACCACUGAUGGUACAAGUGAGUGGAGGCCAGCUGAUCACAUCAACUGGUCAGCCCAUUAUGGUGCAGGCAGUACCUGGGAGUCAAGGUCAGACCAUUAUGCAAGUCCCAGUUUCAGGAUCACAAGGACUUCAGCAGAUCCAGUUGGUCCAACCUGGUCAGAUUCAGAUCCAGGGUGGUCAAGCUGUGCAGGUUCAAGGUCAGCAGGGCCAAACACAGCAGAUCAUCAUUCAGCAGCCACAGACUGCAGUUACUGCUGGACAGACACAGACCCAGCCACAAAUUGCAGUUCAGGGACAGCAGGUAGCCCAGACCGCAGAGGGCCAGACGAUUGUCUAUCAACCAGUGAAUGCUGAUGGAACAAUUCUCCAACAAGUUACAGUCCCUGUUACAGGCAUGAUCACCAUUCCAGCAGCCAGUUUGGCUGGAGCACAAAUAGUUCAGACUGGCGCCAAUACCAACACAACCAGCAGUGGACAAGGGACGGUAACUGUGACGCUGCCUGUUGCUGGAAAUGUGGUUAAUUCUGGUGGGAUGGUCAUGAUGGUUCCGGGUGCUGGAUCAGUGCCAGCUAUUCAGAGGAUACCUUUGCCUGGAGCAGAAAUGCUCGAAGAGGAGCCCUUGUAUGUGAAUGCUAAGCAGUACCACCGGAUUCUGAAGAGGAGGCAAGCAAGAGCCAAGCUGGAAGCAGAAGGGAAAAUUCCUAAAGAGAGGAGGAAGUACCUGCAUGAGUCUCGGCAUAGGCAUGCUAUGGCAAGAAAGCGGGGAGAAGGUGGACGUUUCUUUUCUCCAAAAGAAAAGGAAAUGCAGGAUCCUGGCCAGGCAAAUGAAGAAGCAAUGACACAGAUGAUCAGAGUAUCCUAACAGCCAGCUAAACAUCUGGACAAAUACCUUUUGUCUCUGCAACUGUUCCCUAUCCUACCUAUCAAACAGACUUCUAAAUGGGAAAAUUUGCCAUCUACUCAGCCUGUUCUUUUUCAGAACAAAUACUACACUCAGUGAGUGGAUCAUCUUAGGUUUUUAACUGCAGUGGUAUCAGCCAAUGGAAAUGACUGUGAACGUUGGUUCUCUACUCACCCAGGUCAGACCAGGGAGCUGAAAAUUCUGCUUCAACAUACCUUUAAUAUCUUUGACAGUAACAGUGGACCAGCUUGAACUGCCACUGUCUCAGCAAUAACUGGCACAAAAUAGGGCUAGCUACAGCAUUUACAAGCCAUGGUUCUUCAAACCCAGAGGAAAUGCUAAUGCUUGGAGCAGCCAGAGCUGGCAUUGUUUUGUUUUCUCAAUGUAACCUUUUUAGUCUCAGCCUUCAUGUCUUCUGACAGCAAGCGUCUCACUACAGAAGCAUCUACUCAGAUAAAACUCUUGACAUUGAACAUUUUUUAGGAAAUACUGCCCAGUCCUGGUCAUCAGAUAUCCAUCUAGUACAGUAUACACAUUCUGAAGGAUAGCUGGGGGAUUGCCAUGGGAGUGGUCAUUGGUGGAGAGAACAGGCUGGUGUUGAAGCUCAUAAUGCAUGCAGUAGCUGAAAUGGUGGUUCUUGUCAUAGAACUACUGGCUUGCUCUUCCCAUAAGCUAGUGAAUUAUUUGCAGGUAGGCAAAGUGGUCCUGUCCUUGGCACAGUUGUCUUCUCCAGGGUAGGAGGAUUAGACAUAGUUUUGUGAGCAUUGGUUAAGAUGUUAGAUCCGCAUAAUUGCCUAAACCAAACCAUUCAUUAUUAUAUCCCGCUGUAACUCAGACAGCUGUGUACCCAAGAAUUAAUGUGGACUCUUUUCCUCUUUGAUAUUUAAUAUUUGUAAAUUGGGCACUUAACAGUUCUGUAGCUGUCAUUUUCUGAUAUGAACGUCACUUUGUCCUCUCCCUCUUGUGUCUGCCCCUCAUGUUUUUUAUCAGCUGGGUGAUUAAGCACUAUGUAGCUUUUGCUUUUUUUCUAGUCUUGUUUGAUAAUUCAAAAAUUUGGAUCUGGAAAUCAUUCUUGCAAGCCUCACCUUGCUGCCUUUUUCACAUUUGCACUAUUCAUUUAGGUCAUCCAGCUGCCACUGUGUUCUACUGUUAUUUAUUCAUAUAUCUAUGUUUAAGUCUGCAUCAUUUACCAGCAUUGAGAGGGAAAGGUAAUUGGAGGAGGCCCAUCACUUGAAAGAUGAUUCAAGCAGUAGCAAGAAAGGUGCUGUCUGGAUAUUGAGCAUUUAGUUUUUAACAGGGGUCUUGUGAGUUCAGAAGAGAAAUCACUGUUUGGCAAUAGCUCUUUCCAAUGAGGGAGGAGGAAUUAAUUCAUCACAUGACCUUGCCAUGGCUUGGAGAAGAACACCUUCAUAAGAUUCAUUUUUCAUUACUUAAAAUUAACAGUUCUGAUGGAAGGAAUUGAGAGAGAAAAUGUUUUGUGUUAGUGAAAAACCUAGACAAUAGCUGAAGGGUCAAUAGAAUGAGUUUGAUGAAAACACCAUAAAAAUCCGUGAAGAAGAGUUUUAAACCGUUUAUGGUCAUCUAGAGUGCCAGUGCCCUAACUUAAGCUGAAAGAGUGAAUGAAGAAUAUUGUUUCAUUUUGCAUCAACUACCCGUGUGAUUUUUACAAUUACAUAAAGGCUGUGUUUGUAAUUUAAAAAAAAAUAAAUCUCUACUAGCCUUUCAAUUCACUCCAGCAACUUCAGCAUCCUAGGUGCCUUUAGUUACCAUUGUGGCAUUCUUCACCUGACUACUUCAAUACCUUACAGCACUUCUCACUGGAUUUUACAAUAAAUAUCCAAUGCAGGCUUUAAGUAACUGUAUUUGUGAAGGAACAAUGAAAGCUUUUGAGGGGGGAUUAUUGUUUUUCAGAAUUGCUGUAAAUAUUUAAAGCAUUGGUAUAUGUUCUGAAAUAGUGAUAUGCAUGGUGAGGGGGAAAUACUUCAUAGUCUGGAUUCCAGAUGUUUUUUCAUAGUUUUCCUUUUCAGUUGUUAGUUUUAUAACUGCUAACAGGGAUAUUGAGGGAAUCAAGGUUCUCUAAUUCUUUGUGUGUAUAAAAUCAUAAAGACAUUUACAACUUAACAACCUAGUUGUCACUAUUUUCCCCACAUUAAAAAUUAAAUUGUUUUUGUGAUACUUAUAUGUAGAUGACGCAGACAGCUAUUUAAUUUUUGGUCUCUAGAGAAUUCAUGUAGUCAGGUUUUUCUGUAAUGGUGUAAAAUGACCGAAUAGGAUCUAUUAUACCAGUGGUUUAGACUUCAUGGUGUAAGUCAAACUUAUUUUGAAAUAUUAGUUAAUAUUGGACGACUUAAACUAGAACAUGUCACAAAAUGAUCAGUUCCUGAAUAAAAAUUAAAGUGGUAGUUAUACCAAAUGCAAGUUCUUAAUUAGAAGUAAAUAUUCAGACAAUAAUACAAUUGAGGAUAGACCUGUAAUACGUUUGAAAAAAAGAUACAAAUUCUUCUAUUGACCUAAAAAGCACUAGAACAUUGAGCCUAUGUAAAGCAGUGUGACACUUAAUGGGGUGGAGUAGCAAACUCCAAUAUUAAACUUUUUUGAAAUAUUUUGCAUGUGAAACUUCUUGGGCUGGGUGCAUUGAUAUUUGUGAAAUUGUAAGGAAAGGUUUGUACAUAGUUCAAAAGUUUAUAAUUUUUUAUGCUGCAUUUUGAAGUGUAUUUUGUCUUUAAUAGAUACAACUGUAAGUACUGUGUACACUAUCCAGCCAAUAAAAUGUUUGUAAAAUAUA